Molecule: messenger RNA, 781 nt
Organism: Corticium candelabrum
Lineage: Eukaryota; Metazoa; Porifera; Homoscleromorpha; Homosclerophorida; Plakinidae
Product: transmembrane protein 19-like
Exons: 3
Coding region: 9-641 (210 amino acids)
Cellular component (GO): membrane
Source: RefSeq, a predicted model, not a curated record
ACUGCAGUAUGCUUCAACCGUUAGCGGUCGUCUGCUUUGCUGCAUUGAGUUUAGCAGCCAGUUUGGGCUUUUUCUGUAUUUUUAGUGACGUGUCAAUACAUCGAUAUGCGCUCUCAUUCGCUGUAUCUACCGCGGUUGUUUAUUGGUCUUUGAAGAGAAAAUCUUUGGAUGUUGGAGGAGCAGCGUGGGCCUUUGUUGUUGGCUUCAUUCUGACCUUCGCUAAUGUUACGUUCUGUGUUACUAUGCUUACGUUCUUUGUAACUUCUUCGAGACUGACGAAAUGGCGUUCCUCUAGUAAGGGCAAACUGAGUGAAGAGGAAGGGACACAACGAAAUCACAUUCAGGUUCUUUGUAAUGGUGGAUUGGCAACUUUGGCUGCUCUCUUGUAUGUUUGGUGUGCAGGAGCUAGUGAACGACAUCUCCAUUGGCCUCCUCAGGAUUGUUCUGAUCUCAGUGCCUUAGCUGUGCUUGUUUCACUGGGAAGUGUAUGUGGUGACACUUGGGCAUCUGAGAUUGGCUCAGCUGUUCGAUAUGGAGAGCCACGGUUGAUCACAAGUUGGAGAAAGGUUCCUGCUGGUACUAACGGAGGAAUUACCGUGAUCGUGAACAGCAAAUUUCAGCUUUUAUUUGGUUGGGAAUAGUUGCUGGUAUUGUAGGAUCAGCUGUCGAUUCGGUGCUGGGUGCAUUGUUCCAGUAUUCUGGCUAUUGUCCUGAACAGAAGAAGAUAGUAAAACAGCCAUGUUCUCCAGAUAUUAUUCAUGUAUCUGGAAUAAACUUGCUU